Pistacia vera is the source of this 2647-nucleotide messenger RNA. Its product is annotated as transcription factor bHLH49. Gene Ontology annotation, biological process: regulation of DNA-templated transcription. Gene Ontology annotation, molecular function: protein dimerization activity; DNA-binding transcription factor activity. The transcript has 9 exons. Bases 855 to 2537 code for a protein of 560 amino acids. Gene Ontology annotation, cellular component: nucleus. Lineage: Eukaryota; Viridiplantae; Streptophyta; Magnoliopsida; Sapindales; Anacardiaceae. The record is from RefSeq and is a predicted model, not a curated record.
GAAGCUCUCUUUUUGAUGCAAGCGUGGGUAUAAAUGCAGGACCUUUGCCAUUACUCUUCUCUUUCACUCUCUCCUCAAAUACCCAUUUCUUUGUUUUUUAUUCUCUCUCUAAAGUUUUCAACUUUCUUGUUGUCUAUGUUAGCAAGAGGCCAGUUUUGAACAGAGAAGAAGCUGAAUUCAAUAAAGUUUUGUGUUUUUGUGAGGUGAAAAGCUUCAAUGGUGACCAGGGUACCAAAAGUAGAACAGAAUCUGAAAUGAGUAUAUUUCUUUUGCCGCUUUUAGUUGGCUUUCUCUCUCUUUCUCUGUGUUUCUGAUUAUCUCUGACUAGGGUUUUGAAUGGGGGGUGUAUUUAUUGUACUGAAAUCAAUAUUUGCUUUCUUUUGCUGGCUUAAUUGACUGCUUCCCUUGAGGCUUUUUCGCACUUCUUCUUUCAGCUUUUUUUAUCUGUUUUUCUUUUAUUGUCUUUCACCUGUUGCUUUUUUUUUUUUUUUUUUUUGUGCGUAAUUUUGGUACUUCAAGUUCAGUGUUAACUUUGGAAAUGCUGGUGUGAUCUUUGGUGCAUAAGUUUGGUAAUCCGAGUCUUUGUUUCAAUCUCUUGUUAGGUCUAUAACCUCAUUUAUUGAAGUGGGUCUCUCCUGUUUAGUUCUUUAAAACUGUGGUUAGCUUCAUUUGUUAGCUCACACUCAUCCUUUGUUCCAUGCCUGCCGGAUGGAUUCAGCUUCUGAAGGCAUAUCUAUGAGAUGAUUUUGAAGUUUCGUAUAUUAUGUCUAGAGAUUACUUGCUGGUUGUUCAAACACAAUUGUGAGAGAAAGGGUUUCUAUUGUCUGCUACUUUGCUAUUCUCGUUAAAGAGAGAUGGAUAUGAGUGACAAGGAUAAAUUUGAGCUAGAAAAGAGGAAUGAUAAUCCUAUGAACUACCAUUCAUCUAAUAUGUCCUCAGACUGGCGAUAUAGCAGUGCCAAUCUAGCAAGUGCGCCUAUUAAUUUGGUCCCCAGCAAUAAUCCCAUGGCAGUUGGUUCUUCUUCGUGUUCAUCUGCUCCCAUGGUAGACUCAUUUCACCAAACCAUUUGGCAGAAUCCUAUCAGUUCACAAAACUUGGGAUAUUUGGAUAUUGAUGUCCAAAACAAUGCAAGCGCCUCAAAUGCAUUAGGAAUUAGAAAAGGCAGUCCGGCCUCUUUGAGAAGUAGUAUUGAUAGACCUCUUGAUAUGGGAUGGAAUCCUCCUGCUUCAAUACUGAAGGGAGGCAUUUUCUUACCAAGUGUGCCUGGAAUGUUCCCGCAGAGCUUAUCUCAGUUUCCAGCUGAUUCCGCUUUCAUUGAACGAGCCGCCAGGUUUUCUUCCUUCAGUGGUGGAAAUUUUAAUGACAUGGUGAACACUUUUGGUGUUCCUGAAUCAAUGGGUCUCUAUUCUAGGGGUGGGGGGAUUAUGCAAGGGCCACAAGAAGUUUUUGCCGGCAGUGGGCUGAAAUCAGUAUCUGGUGGUCAGUCUCAGAAGAAUGAGAUGAAUGUGGCUGAAGUAUCUAGAGAUCCUUCCUUGUCUGUUGAACACGGAGCCACUGAUGGGAGCCCACUAAAAAAUGAAAGAAAAAGCGAGAGCCUUGUGAGAUCUCAUGAAGAAGCAAAACAAGGUGUUGGCGUUUCUGGUAAUGAGUCUGAUGAAGCUGAGUUCAGUGGCGGUGGUGGUGAUGGUCAGGAUGAGCCAUUGGCAUUGGAGGGUACAGGUGGGGAACCUUCUGCCAAGGGCCUUGCCGCAAAGAAAAGAAAAAGGAAUGGGCAGGAUACUGAACCUGAUCAAACCAGGGGAGCCCAGGUAUCUGGUGACGGUGCAAAAGAUGAUGCUGAAAAUCAACCGAAAGGGGACCAAAACCCAACUUCAACCACAAACAAGGCUGCUGGAAAACAUGGAAAACAGGGGUCUCAAACUUCAGAUCCACCAAAAGAAGAAUAUAUUCAUGUUAGAGCUCGAAGAGGCCAAGCAACAAAUAGCCAUAGUCUUGCUGAAAGAGUGAGAAGAGAAAAGAUAAGUGAGAGGAUGAAGUUUCUCCAAGACCUUGUACCUGGUUGCAGCAAGGUCACUGGCAAGGCUGUGAUGCUAGAUGAAAUUAUAAACUAUGUACAAUCACUGCAACGGCAGGUUGAGUUUCUGUCGAUGAAACUCGCCACAGUAAAUCCACGGCUGGAUUUUAACAUAGAAGGGCUCCUGCCAAAAGAUAUCCUUCAGUCACGAGCUGGUCCUUCAUCUACUUUGGGGUUUUCUCCAGAUAUGCCUAUGGCUUAUCCUCCAUUACAUCCAUCUCAACCAGGACUUAUGCAAGCUGCUCUUCCUGGUAUGGGAAACUCUUCUGACAUACUUCGGAGAACUAUUAAUUCCCAGUUGACACCCAUGACUGGAGGGUUCAAGGAUACUGCUCAGGUACCCAAUGUCUGGGAGGAUGAGCUCCACAAUGUUGUCCAGAUGAGCUAUGGAACUAGUGCUCCCCCCGAUAGCCAAGAUGUAAAUGGGUCUAUGACACCCGGUCUUAUGAAGGUUGAACUUUGAUCAUUCUCUGUCGGACUUAUACCAACAGACUACUAGGGCUGCAUAUUUACUUGCACUACUAUUUGGGGAGAUGGCGAAGUUCAUGAGUAUUCCUCUUUCCAUACUUAGAU